CUGCAGGCAGGGGUUGGAGCGGGUAAGCGGCGGCGGCAGCGAGAGCGGUCGCUAGCCGGGAACUUGGCGAGAGGAAACAGCUGAGUGUGAAGGAGGUGGGGGAGAAUCCGAGAGCUUGGAGCCAAUUCUCUGGGGAGGGGGCGGGUUGGCUGCCCUGCUGGCUCGGGCACCCCAGCUACUUCCAAGCCUUGUGCCGUCAGUUUUGUGGACUGUGGUGAAAUUGACUGGGGCUAAAGGGGUCCAUAUAGAUCUCAGUCAUUUGAACAGACCGAAGAGGAAUUUGGAAUAACAAUAAUAAAGGUUACAAUAAGUGUGCCCUGAAGCAGAAGCCUUGUGAUGAAAUGAAGAGGGACUAUCUGGAACGUGGAGUCACUGGAGAGAAAUAUGAAAGGCAGCACUGAUGGAGGCCUGAACUGCUCUGUUGUGUUAGCUGCUGGGGAAAGUAGUGUUUGAGAGAGGGGCAGUGCACUGUCACCACAGGAAGCCAUGAUGUCCGUUGAAGGCUCAACAAUAACAAGCAGAAUAAAGAACCUGCUUCGAUCUCCCUCGAUCAAACUGAGGAGGAGCAAGCCUGGGAGUAAGAGGGAAGACAUCAGCACUAAGGUGAUCUUGGAGAAGGUGUUGGGAAUCACUGUAUCAGGAGGCAGAGGACUGGCCUGUGACCCUAAAAGUGGUCUUGUUGCAUAUCCAGCUGGGUGUGUUGUUGUGCUCUUCAAUCCCAAGAAAAACAAGCAGCAUCAUAUUCUGAAUAAUUCCAGGAAGACUAUUACAGCCCUUGCUUUCUCCCCUGAUGGAAAAUACCUGGUUACUGGAGAGAGUGGGCACAUGCCAGCUGUUCGAGUAUGGGAUGUUGCUGAACGGAUCCAGGUGGCUGAGCUUCAAGAACACAAGUAUGGAGUGGCGUGUGUGGCUUUCUCCCCCAGCUCCAAGUACAUUGUCUCAGUGGGUUACCAGCAUGACAUGAUUGUCAAUGUUUGGUCAUGGAAGAAAAAUAUAGUUGUGGCAGCAAAUAAGGUCUCAAGCAAAGUGACAGCAGUUUCAUUCUCUGAGGACUGCAGCUACUUUGUCACUGCUGGAAACCGGCACAUCAAAUUCUGGUACCUGGAUGACAGCAAAACCUCCAAGGUGAAUGCCACAGUCCCUUUGCUUGGGCGUUCCGGUUUGCUUGGGGAGCUAAGGAACAACUUCUUUACGGAUGUUGCAUGCGGCAGGGGCAAAAAAGCAGACAGCACUUUCUGCAUCACUUCCUCAGGACUUCUUUGUGAAUUCAACGAGAAAAGACUGCUGGACAAGUGGGUGGAGCUGAGAACUACUGUGGCAAACUGCAUCUCUGUGAGCCAUGAUUACAUCUUCUGUGGCUGUGCUGAUGGUACGGUGCGGAUUUUUAACCCUUCAAACCUUCAUUUUGUGACUACACUUCCUAAGCCACACUUUCUAGGAACGGAUAUUGCCAGUGUCACUGAAGCCAGCCGGUUAUUCUCCAAUUUGACUGAUGUCAAGUAUCCAGAUACCAUCGCCUUGACCUUUGACCCAAACAACCAGUGGCUAUCAUGUGUUUACAAUGAUCACAGCUUGUAUGUAUGGGAUGUCAAGGACCCCAAGAAAGUGGGCAAGGUUUAUUCUGCCUUAUACCACUCCUCGUGUGUUUGGAGCAUUGAGGUAUACCCUGAGGUGAAGGACAGCAAUCAGUCUUGCUUACCCCCCAACUCUUUCAUCACAUGUUCCUCGGAUAAUACCAUCCGCCUGUGGAACACAGAGAGCUCAAACAUUCAUGGGGUCACUCUGCAUCGGAACAUUCUAAGCAAUGACCUGAUGAAAAUAAUCUAUGUAGAUGGAAACACUCAGGCCCUUUUGGACACAGAAUACAAUACAGGUGGAGGUGCAGAGAAGGCUGACAUGCAGGCCCAGGACACAAAAGUGGGGAUUCGCACAGUGUGUGUGAGUCCCACUGGGGAGCAUCUGGCCUCAGGAGAUAGAAUAGGCACUCUCAGGAUCUAUGAGCUGAAAUCCUUGAAAGAGAUGCUGAAGGUGGAAGCCCAUGAUUCUGAAAUCCUCUGUCUUGAGUAUUCCAAACCAGAGACAGGAUUAAAGCUUCUAGCAUCAGCUAGUCGGGACAGGCUGAUUCAUGUUUUGGAUGCAGGGAAGAACUACAGCCUGCAACAGACCUUGGAUGAGCAUUCAUCUUCCAUCACAGCAGUAAAGUUUGCAGCCAAUGAUGGAAAGGUACGAAUGAUCAGCUGUGGAGCAGAUAAGAGUAUCUAUUUUCGCACUGCACAGAAGGCUACAGAUGGGGUUCAAUUUACUCGUACGCAUCAUGUUGUUAGGAAGACCACGUUGUAUGACAUGGAUGUGGAUCCUAACUGGAAAUAUGCUGCCAUUGGAUGCCAGGACCGGAACAUCAGGAUCUUCAACAUUAGCAGUGGGAAGCAAAAAAAGCUAUACAAGGGAUCCCGAAGUGAAGAUGGCACUCUCAUCAAAGUACAAACUGAUCCCUCAGGUCUCUACAUUGCAACAAGUUGCUCUGAUAAGAACCUUUCUAUAUUUGAUUUCUACUCAGGGGAGUGUGUGGCCACAAUGUAUGGGCACUCAGAGAUUGUAACUGGGAUGAUGUUCACCAAUGACUGUAAACACUUGAUUUCUGUCUCAGGUGACAGCUGUAUAUUCAUCUGGCGGCUGAGUUCUGAGAUGACCAUCAACAUGCGGCAGCGGCUGGCUGAUAUGAAACAAAGAGGGAAGCACGUGGAGAAAGCACAACCAGGCAAAGCAGCUGGGCUCAUCAGACAUGAAUCUGUCUCUAUCCUGUCAUCUGCACCAGUGUUCUCAUCAGAUAGUGACAAAGAUGGUGAAGAUGAAGGGAAUGAUGAAGAUGAGUUGCAGGGUCUGCAGUCUUUCCAAAUGCAAAACAACAUUGAAAGAAACUCAGAUCUUUCUCUUUCAAGAAGCUUAUCCCAGUGGGAAAUGAGGAGGGCAAAAGACAUUGCAAUGAGCCAGUGUUCAGAGGCUACUAUGAGCAAGGCACCUCGGCAGCGUGGGCGUUGGUCCCAACCGACCAGCAGCCUAGAGAUGACAGUUAAAUCCAUGCUUGAUUUACGCCAGCUGGAGUCCUACUCAGUCUCCCGGUCUCCUAGCCGAGACUCCAUGUCCCAGGCCAGCAAUGGGGAUGACCAAGAAGAUUAUGCUGAUCUCCCUCUGCAAGUCAACAAUGUUGUAGACUACACACCUCCUCAAGAAAACCAACCCUGUGUCCGACCUCAAGUUAUUCGUCUUAUAUCCUGUGAGGAUGGGAUUUUCUCCCAGGAACUGGAGCCUUCUGAGAGUGAGAAGUGUGUGAUCUAUCCAGAAGAAGAUGACAUUCACCCUACAGAUAUUAGCAGUGACUUCCAGGUAAAGGCACUCCCCCAUGGGAAGCUAGGUAGAGGCUACAACAGUAGUGGAUGUCCAGAUAAACACAGCCCUGACAGUGCCUGCUCUGUGGACUACAGCAGCAGCCGACUAUCAAGUCCAAAUGAAGAUUCUGAGAGUACAGAACCUCUCAGCGUUGACGGUACCUCAGACUUGGAUGAACAGGGAGAAGGAGAAGAUGAAGAGGAAGAUGUGGGCAUUGGACAGUUGGGAGGAGAAGUUCCUAGAACUCCAGAUCAGGAGAAGUUCCUCAAGCAACAUUUUGAGACUCUGGCCAGUAAUGGUGAAAAGGGUGGAUCAUGUAGGAUCCAGGAGAGAACAGAAAACAGCAUUUCUUCUCGCUUUCUGUCCCAGUCUCCAGCUCUCAGACAAUUGUCACUUUCUUCAUCUAAUCUGGCACUGGAUCAAAAACCUGUUGAAGUUCCUGCUUUGUCAAAGCAAGUUCCUGCUAAUUUGUUGAAAAAUGGGAUGGAUCACCUGAUGGAUCACCUGUCCACAGAGAGUGGCAGUGUUCAAAAUGAUGUGAAUGCCUUUAGGUCUCUUUAUGUGCACAGAAAGAGAAAAUCUGCCUUAGAGAUCAACAGUGUUCCUGGAAGACCUCUUGGGCCAUUCCCAGAUAGUGAUGCAGUGAUGAGAAAAUCCCAGUCAGUUCAUGACCUUAUUCAUAAUGAUAAGGUUCCAGGGGUGGUGAUGCUUUCUGCCAGGCAACGUCCUCAGACCCUAAUGGUAGGUGAGAAGGAUUCCAGAUCUAAUCACUGUCGGAUAUUGCCUGCAACUUUGUUGAAGAUGGAUGGCUCCAACUCACUGCAAGCCAAAGACUGUAAAACUACAAAACCAAAGUCCUACAUGAACCCUACUACAAGCUUCAUGGCCAAGAUGUCCCGUAGUAUAUCUGUGGGAGAAAAUCUAUGCCUUGGUGAUUCUGCAGAAACUAUGAUUGAGGGAGAGAUCAGCCUGCAGGUACCAGAGAAGACACAGUUAAAUCCUUCAGGAGACACAGAGAAGAUCAAGCCACUCGUAAAAGAAAAUGGCCUAGUGAAACCUGCUCUUCAGCAAGCCACAUGCUCACCCAAGUCCUUUCACAGCAAGUUAGGCUCUAACCGAGCCCACUUAAUCCUCGACAUCCCCAAACCAUUACCUGACAGACCAACAUUGGCUUCUUUCUCACCAGCUGCGAAAUCAAAAACGCUAGAGUCUCCCCAGUCACCUGCUUGCACUGGUAAAAAGAAGCAAUCCUUUCCUGAAGUACGGACUUCUAAGACAGAAGACCAAGUAGCUGUCCUUUCGGAGCUUGGCAAAGAUUGCUCAGCAAACCCCUGUACAGAGAUCUUGAAAGAGAAUCAAACGUUAUUGAGGACUGAAGUCCAUUCUGAGCCAGGAGUUACUAAUUCCCAGACAAAAGCAUUUUCAGAUGAAUUACCUCCAAAGCUUUCAGAGGACAGUACAGGCAACAGCACCUGCACUGGCUGUGUGGCAGAGACCCAGCAUGGGUUUUACCCUCUUGAACAAAGCAGACUGAGGUCUCCCACAACAGUGGCAGCCCCAGCAGAGGACUCAGGUGUGCACAGAUACUCAUCUCUAAUCUUCCCCCUUCUGUCUCCUGUCUUUGUGAAUCGCUUCACAAUUCCAUCUCAUUUCUUUACGUCCAGCUUCUGGCCUGUCUCGUCUUGUCUGCACCUGUCACGUUCCAUAAGCCAUCCUUUCAAUGGAGGUUCUUCCAUCAGUGUUGAACAGUGCAAGCAUGUUGUGUCGGAGCUCCAGGAUAGCAUGCGCAAGGCCAUCCAUCUGUACCAUGUGGUAUCUGCUGACAUGGAGUCUUCAGCAGACAAAAAUGAGAUGGCUGGCCUCUUGACAGACACCUUCUCUCUGAUGAAAAAAGAACUAGAUUCCCUCAGGGAUGGGAAAGAACUCCAAAACAAGAAAGUGAUGUUGGUGAAGCAGCAAGAGUCCGUUGUAAUGCCUCUGAGUGAGGAAAGCAGUGCCACCUUAUCAAUUCCUCGUCAUUUUCGGGAUGAGCAGACUCUUGCUUUGUUGGAACAAUACUCAAAGUUGUUACUACAAGCUGUUGAACGACGUAUGGAUAAAAAACUCUAAAAAAAAGUCAAAAUGAACUUUUUGAAGAAAACUGAUAAUCACACAGAAAAACUGAGGUCAUGGUGAAAGCCUGGGAUGAAUGACAUCAUUACUUUUAUCUUUUGUGGAAAGAUUUUGUUUUCCUUCAAUAACAAACAAUACUCUUAAGAGUCUGUCUAUGAAAAAUGUGCUGGUCACAGUACUGAUUCUUUGUGUGCGCUUCCUCUCUUUGAACAUUGUUUAGAGAAACUUCUUGGAAAUUUCUUCCAGGCAAUAUGUUUUAUGUUUGACUUAGGACCUCCCCCCUACAGGAACAGACAAACAAACUAAAUUGUAAUCUGUGGUGCAAUUUGAAAUGCUUGGUUUUGAAAGAUACAAGGAUGACACCAAUCUCUCCCUCCUUUAGGCUUGUCUUGGUAAUGUACAGACUAUUAAACUUUUUAUUUAUUAAUUUAUUUUUGUGAUUACAGCUCUCAACGUUUCACUCACAUUGUGUAGCUGUGGCUGUUUUUCUGUAUCUUUCUUGCUAUCUGUAGCAAGAGACACCUUUAUUACAGUAAAUGAACUCAUAGAAUGGCAGGCAUGAUAACUGAACUAUUUUCUGCUGCAACCUGCCUUGCUGAAUUUCACUCCCUAAUGCCUUUUUUACAGUAAAUGGACUCAUAGAAUGGCAGGCAGGAUUAGUGAACUAUUUUCUGCUGUAACCUGCCUUGCUGAAUUCCACUCCCUAACACCUAGGUUUACUACACAGAGAGCUUUUUGUAUUUAUACUUCUCCCUCUUUGGUUUCUAUACUAAAGAAAGGCCUGUGCUUUAUGUACAUCUGCAUUUGCUUCCAGAGGACGAUAUAUCUUUUGGACCAAACUCUGGAGAUUUGUUACAGGGCUGUUUUUAAAUGGAGCAGCAUUUUACAAAAACUGUUUUUAAUGUGUUCUUAGAUUUUAAAAAAAGUAAAACCUGGUCUUUUGUCAGACACUAAGCUGUUUCAGAAUAAUUGAAGAAUAGUCAAAAUCUGUUAAAGUUUUUAGCCACAUUGUUCAACUGGAAUUGUAUAAUGCUUUCUUGAUAUUAAAAUGAUUCUGGUUUUGGAGAUUUAGAACUUGAGGAGACCAAGGUGGGGGGAUGCUUUUUAAAGAGAAACAGAAGAACAGGAUGGCUUUAUCUUUUAUUCUGCCCUAAUGUGAAUUGAAAAAUUGUUAGCUCUCCAGUACAGUUCAACUGAUGUACCUAACCUGCUAAAAUGGGAAACCUUUCAUCUGUUUCCAAAGCUAAUGACAGAAAACUAUCAAGUGUAAGUGGGUAGCAAAUAUGCCAUGUUGUGACUGUCUCUGUUUCCUUUUCCAUUAUGGACUAUGGGAAGAAAUACAGUUUAAAAUGACAUAUCUGUGGAGUGGGAAUGAAAGAUGCAUGGGAUGUUAUAAUGUUUAGUGACCACCUUAUCUUACCAGUCUUGUCCAAGCCCAUAGAAAUUAGUUUAUUGCCACAGCUCACAAAAGGUAAGAACUGUUCAUUAUUAUUUAAAUGUAAGUGGCCUCCUAGAAAGUAUGUAUAAACAUUUUUGGCAUCUUGUAAUCUCUCUCUCUCUCUCUCUCUCUCUCUCUCUC
Messenger RNA from Eublepharis macularius, 7078 nucleotides. RefSeq names its product mitogen-activated protein kinase binding protein 1 (gene MAPKBP1). Gene Ontology annotation, molecular function: protein binding. The record is from RefSeq and is a predicted model, not a curated record. Bases 487 to 5496 code for a protein of 1669 amino acids. The transcript is spliced from 31 exons. NCBI's taxonomy places the organism in Eukaryota, Metazoa, Chordata, Lepidosauria, Squamata, Eublepharidae.